AUAUAAAAACAUUGAAAUCCAACACUGACACAUACAGAAACUGAAAAAAAAGACUGAACUGAACAUAACAUCUUAGAUAAGAGGGAUGGAACUGUCUAGCUCAUUGGUGUUGGUUUUAGUCCUGGUUGUGUUGAUGGUGGUCAGGUGGAAGAGGAAGGUGAGUGGACUUUCUUUGCCCCCGGGGCCACUGGCACUGCCACUGGUUGGCAACUUACUAAUAAUGGACAAGCGUGCACCCUUUAAAAGCUUUAUGCAGUGGAGCAAAACCUACGGGCCUGUGAUUACAGUGUACCUCGGGCCUCAGAGAAUCGUGGUUCUUGUCGGUUAUGAUGCAGUUAAAGAAGCUCUACUGGACCAGGCAGAAGACUUUGCAUCAAGAGCCCCCAUUCCCUUUGCGAACAGGGUUGUGAAAGGCUACGGUUUGGUCAUCAGUAAUGGAGAUCGCUGGCGUCAGUUAAGGCGCUUCACUCUCACCACGCUGAGAGAUUUUGGAAUGGGGCGCAAACGAAUGGAACAGUGGAUUCAAGACGAGAGCAGACAUUUGCUGAAGAGCUUUGAGGAAACCAAAUGCGCUCCAGUUGAUCCAGUCUCUUUCCUGAGCCGGGCGGUGUCCAACGUGAUCUGUUCCCUGGUGUUUGGGCAGCGCUUUGAUUAUGAAGACAAAAACUUCCUGCAAUUGCUCCAGGUCCUCUCUAGAGUCGUGCGAUUUGGCAGCAGCCCUUGGGGUCAGCUGUACAACAUCUUCCCUCGACUAAUGGAACACUUGUCUUGGAGUCACCACACCAUCUUAAGAGAGAUAGAUCGCGUCCAUACCUUCAUUAUGAAUAAGGUCAAGGAGCAUGAGCAGAAUUUAGACUUCCAUGACCCAAAGGAUUUUAUUGACUGCUUUCUCAUCAGGCUUACUCAGGAAAAAGACGAUCCUGACACAGAAUUCCACAAAAAUAACUUGAUGGCGACAGCUUUAAAUCUGUUCACAGCUGGUACGGAAACCACCAGCACAACUCUCAGAUAUGCCCUGAUGCUUCUGAUCAAAUACCCCCACGUACAGGAACAAAUGCAGAGGGAGAUUGACAGAGUUAUUGGACAGAACAGAAUCCCUACAAUGGAUGACAGGAAGUCCCUCCCCUUCACUGAUGCUGUGAUUCAUGAAGUACAACGUUACCUGGACAUUGUCCCACUAAAUGUUCCACAUUAUGCCAUGAAAGACAUCACAUUCAGAGGUUAUGCAAUUCCAAAGGGCACAGUAAUUAUUCCCAUGUUGCACUCUGUCCUAAGGGACGAGGGACAGUGGGAAACCCCUUGGAUGUUUAAUCCAGAGCACUUUCUGGAUGCCAAUGGCAGCUUUAAAAAGAACCCAGCUUUUAUGCCCUUUUCUGCAGGUAAACGGUCUUGUGUGGGUGAGUCUCUGGCUCGUAUGGAGCUCUUUCUGUUCAUCGUCUCUCUGCUUCAGAGGUUCAGCUUCAGUAGUCCAAAGGGUCCGGAUGGAGUAGACCCCAGUCCUGAACUCAGCAGCUUUGCAAACAUGCCUCGACUCUAUCAGCUCAUUGCCUCCCCCCGCUGAGAAAUAUACUGUAACACUGCUAAGAUUUAGAUUUUUUUAUUCAUCAACAUCACCAGAUG
Labeo rohita (rohu) is the source of this 1620-nucleotide messenger RNA. RefSeq names its product cytochrome P450 2G1. Gene Ontology annotation, molecular function: oxidoreductase activity, acting on paired donors, with incorporation or reduction of molecular oxygen, reduced flavin or flavoprotein as one donor, and incorporation of one atom of oxygen; heme binding; iron ion binding. NCBI's taxonomy places the organism in Eukaryota, Metazoa, Chordata, Actinopteri, Cypriniformes, Cyprinidae. Gene Ontology annotation, biological process: xenobiotic metabolic process. The coding region runs from base 86 to 1561 and encodes 491 amino acids. Gene Ontology annotation, cellular component: cytoplasm; intracellular membrane-bounded organelle. The record is from RefSeq and is a predicted model, not a curated record. The transcript is spliced from 9 exons.